Messenger RNA from Sceloporus undulatus (fence lizard), 704 nucleotides. RefSeq names its product C3 and PZP-like alpha-2-macroglobulin domain-containing protein 8. The record is from RefSeq and is a predicted model, not a curated record. Lineage: Eukaryota; Metazoa; Chordata; Lepidosauria; Squamata; Phrynosomatidae. The coding region runs from base 54 to 542 and encodes 162 amino acids. The transcript is spliced from 3 exons.
CAUGCCUGUGCAACUUCACGCUCCACUAUGAGGUGGUGUCGUGGGGCAACAUCAUGCUGUCAGGGAUGCAGCCUGGAAAUAUUACUUUGGAGAGGAGCCGGAGGGCUGCCCCCUGGCCUUUGCCUACAGGCAGCAGGACCAUCCGCAUCACCCACGUUGCAGCCCCAACACAUCCCACGCCCGCUCCAGAGACCUGCAUGACCUCUGUCCGCUUCCGGAUCACCCCCAGCAUGGUGCCGCUGGGCCGCCUUCUGGUUUACUAUGUCCGAGAGAAUGGCGAAGGGGUUGCUGACAGCCUCCAGUUUGCUGUUCAGCCCUCCUUUGAGAAUCAGGUUUCGGUGGCAUUUUCAGCCAACGAGACCCAACCGGGCGACUCCAUAGCCAUUAAGGUACGAGCCACAAAGGGCAGUUGCGUCUGUUUGGCUGCAGUGGAUAAAAGCGUUUACCUCCUCAAGCCGGGCUUCCAACUGGACUCUGCCAAGGCAAGUGACCUUUUCUUGUGGGGGAAGAUCUGGGUUAAUGUGGGGGGAGCGGGGGGCUGAGAUUUUUGUACUCCCAAAGGACUGGGCCAAAUAGGCAGAGGGUCCAAAUUUUAGCAAGAAAAUGGACCAGACCUUGAAGGACCCACUGGUUUCCACAUUCAUCAAGUAGCCAACUGGUGUUCCUUGGAAUCCCAUAGGCAAAUGCAAUGGGCCCAAGGCUUU